AUGAAGGGAUUCAGACAGAGAGUGCACGAGCAGUUGUCGCGGGCAAAGGACGCCAACAAGUCCUCGAAGAAGAAAGACUCCUCCAAUUCCUCAUCCCAGAACCCAGCCUCCCUCGGCAUUCACCAAACACAGCAGUCGACAUCUCCGAGCCAAGGCACCCCCACAUCGUCUACAACCUCAUUGAAUGAUGCACGAGGCAAAUCGCCGGACAAUGCUUCGCCGGCAGGAACCCCGGCCGCAGGCGCCACGCCGACCCAACACUAUAUACCUCAAGGAGCCAGCGUUGCAGGCCAGCCCAUCAGCAAUGGCCCGGGUACCCCGACGAGGCAGGGCCAGUCGGUUGCACCCAGUGUGAUCAUCAGUCCUAGCGCACCGCAUGUUCCUCCCCCUGGUGCCGCCGAAACCAUGCCUGGAGACCUGGCGCCUCCGAGAAAGUCCCACGUCUUCGAUCGCCUUCAGACCACCCCGAAAGACAUGUCAGAAGGAAUCCGAACCCCUAAGCGCCAACACUCCUCGCGAUUCGACAUCUCCGACCAGCGUCAGCGAGAGCUGGAGAAGUUGCCCGGAUUCCAUGAGGUGGCUCCCAAUCGGCGCCAGGAUCUCUUUAUGCAAAAGAUUGAUCAGUGCAACAUCAUUUUCGAUUUUAAUGACCCUACUGCCGACAUGAAGUCCAAAGAGAUUAAGAGACUGGCUCUCCACGAGCUCUUAGAUUACGUCGCCAACAACCGGUCUGUCAUUACGGAGCCCAUGUACCCUCGUGUCGUGGAGAUGUUUGCCAAGAACCUAUUUCGCCCGAUUCCCCCGCCUAUGACACCCCAGGGCGAGGCAUUUGACCCGGAGGAGGACGAGCCCGUUCUCGAGGUCGCGUGGCCCCACAUCCAGGUUGUCUACGAGUUCUUCUUGCGAUUCAUCGAGAGCCAGGACUUCAACACAAACAUUGCCAAAGCGUAUAUUGACCAUCAGUUUGUGCUUCAGUUGCUUGACCUUUUUGACUCCGAAGACCCUCGGGAGCGCGAUUUUCUGAAAACAACCCUGCAUCGAAUUUACGGCAAAUUCUUGAACCUGCGGUCAUACAUUCGGCGAUCUAUCAACAAUGUCUUCUUCCAAUUCAUGUACGAGACCGAGAGACACAACGGUAUCGCCGAGCUGCUGGAGAUUUUGGGUUCCAUCAUCAACGGGUUUGCGCUGCCUCUCAAGGAGGAGCACAAGCUGUUCUUGACUCGCGUCUUGCUACCCAUGCACAAGGUCAAGAGCCUAAGCAUGUAUCAUCCUCAGCUGGCAUACUGUAUCGUCCAGUUCCUCGAGAAGGACUCGAGCUUGACUGAAGAUGUUGUUCUUGGACUGCUACGCUACUGGCCAAAGACAAACAGCACCAAGGAAGUCAUGUAUCUCAACGAGGUCGAGGACAUCUUUGAAGUGAUGGAUCCCGCCGAGUUUGCCAAGGUCCAGGAGCCUCUUUUCCACCAGCUGGCCAAAUCUGUCGCCAGCCCACACUUCCAGGUUGCCGAGCGUGCUCUCUACUUCUGGAACAACGAGUACUUCUGCAACCUAGUGAGCGAUAAUGUGGAAACCAUUCUACCGAUAAUGUUCGCCCCGCUUUACGAGAACUCCAAGGGACACUGGAACCGGACUAUCCACAGUAUGGUGUAUAAUGCCAUGAAGAUGUUUAUGGAGAUUAAUCCUCAACUGUUCGAUGAGUGCUCCCAUGAAUACACCGAGCACCAGAACGGCGCCGACCAACGUGAAAAGACUCGCCAGGAUCGGUGGGACGUGAUUGAACAACAAGCCACCAUGAGGAAGAAUGGCGCUCCUCCCCCACCUGCGCCCGCACUCAAUGUGCCAGAGCCAAUCGAUGAGGUGGAGGCCAUGACUAACGAAAGUCAAAAGCGGCUGAACACCCUCAAGAUCCAGGAGGAUGCCGAGGCGCUCAAGGAUCGACCUGCUCGGGAAGGAACCCCAACUUCGGUGAGUCCCGAGCAUAUUUGA
Messenger RNA from Penicillium canariense, 1986 nucleotides. Its product is annotated as protein phosphatase 2A regulatory subunit RTS1. The record is from RefSeq and is a predicted model, not a curated record. Gene Ontology annotation, cellular component: protein phosphatase type 2A complex. Lineage: Eukaryota; Fungi; Ascomycota; Eurotiomycetes; Eurotiales; Aspergillaceae. Gene Ontology annotation, molecular function: protein phosphatase regulator activity. The transcript has 7 exons. Bases 1 to 1986 code for a protein of 661 amino acids. Gene Ontology annotation, biological process: signal transduction.